CUCAUUGAUAUAUCGUAGCCAGCGAACAUGGUGUUCUGUGAACGAUUAUUGGCCGGCUUGGCCAUUAUUUCGGUGCCCUACACCAUCUCUGUGUUAGCACAAGAUUCCGGCGUUAAGGAACUUUCGCAGGUUGCCAUCUUCACUCCACCUUCAACUUAUACGGACCCAAGGGUUCUAUAUGCGCGUACGGCUCAGCUUCCAAAUAAUGAAAUCCUAGCAACAUGGGAAAAUUACAGCCCGGAGCCACCCGCGGUCUAUUUCCCCGUUUACAAAUCCAGUGAUAAGGGGGCUACGUGGACAGCGUUAUCCAAUGUAACAGAUCAAUCGUACGGAUACGGACUCCGAUAUCAACCUUUCCUCUACGUGUUACCGGAGAAUUUCGCGGGAUAUAAAAAGGGGGACGUACUAUUAGCCGGCUCAUCGAUCCCAACGAAUCUCUCGAGCACUCAUCUUGAACUCUACGGGUCUAAGGAUAGCGGGAAGACCUGGAAAUUUCUCAGCCAUGUUGCUGCUGGGGGCGAAGCUAGGCCUAAUAACGGUCUGACCCCUGUGUGGGAACCAUUUUUGCUGCUUCAUAACGGCAAACUCAUCUACUACUAUUCGGAUCAGCGAGAUCCGGCGCAUGGCCAGAAGAUGGUUCAUCAGACCAGUACGGACUUGAUUAACUGGGGAGACGUGGUGGAUGAUGUUGCCUAUCCUACUUACAGCCAACGACCUGGCAUGCCUACCCUAGCAUUGCUUCCAAAUGGCCAAUAUAUCUAUACCUACGAGUAUGGUGGUGGACCGAACCCUGCGAACUCAGGAACCUUCCCGGUUUACUACCGUCUUUCCAGCGACCCGGAGUCAAUCAACAGCGCCACUCACCACCUACUGCGAACAACUGAUGGCACAGUCCCUACUGGCUCACCGUAUGUCGUUUGGUCGUCAGCCGGUGGGGUAAACGGAACCAUCAUCGUGUCUUCGGGCUGUUGCUCUGACAUUUACAUCAAUACGGCACUCGGAGCUGAGGGUGCGUGGAAGAAAGUAUCGACACCUGAAGGAGCCUCUUAUACGAGGUCCUUACAUGUGUUCCUAGAAGAUCAAAGCCAACUUCUGAUUGCGGGAGGCGGCCGUUUACCUCCGAGCACGACGAAUAAGGUCACUAUUAGCGUCAUGAAGGUUCCAUCAUGAUCUGUUACUAGAAGUUGCCCAUAUAAAUUACAUAGAAACUUGUUAAA
Molecule: messenger RNA, 1217 nt
Organism: Annulohypoxylon maeteangense
Lineage: Eukaryota; Fungi; Ascomycota; Sordariomycetes; Xylariales; Hypoxylaceae
Product: glycoside hydrolase family 93 protein
Exons: 1
Coding region: 28-1170 (380 amino acids)
Source: RefSeq, a predicted model, not a curated record